GGAACCGCCAAACGCUUAUCACCUUCUUAUCGGAAACAACCGCCCCUGCUCAAAGGAUUGACUAUCGAAGACAACAACACAACACAACACUGCGACGCGCCCCUCACCACCUUACAAAUCACACUCGAGACAGUCUGGAUAUAACUUUCAAGACGACCAGCAGUUUCUACAACCUCGUACUCAGUGAGGAAACCAUAUCGGCAACAUGGAAUACAAACCCCAACCCUCCUCCCCUCCCCACGUCCAAGUCCAACCGCGUCUAAUCAUCCACGGCGGCGCCGGCAACAUCACCCCCGCCAGCCUAGGCCCGAAGCUCUACGCCGCCUACCGCUCCUCUCUCCUAACCAUCGUCUCCAAAGCGCACACCUACCUGACCACGCCCCAGUCCCAGUCCGAUUCCAAUUCCACUUCCUCCUCAACAAAACUCCCAUCAGCCCUCGAAGCCGCCACCUACGCCGUCACCCUCCUCGAAGACAACCCUCUCUUCAACAGCGGCCACGGCGCCGUCUUCACGCGUGAUGGAAUCAACGAGCUCGAAGCUUCCGUGAUGGUCAGUCGGGGACAGGCCAAGCGCGGGGUGGGCGUGACUGGGUUGCGCCACGUUCGGAAUCCGAUUCUUUUGGCGAAGAAAGUUUUGGAGCACGGGAGGGACGAUCUUCUGGGUCGUGGAAAGAAGCUGGAUAAUAACGACGGGGAGUUGAAUGUCCCCUCGGCGCAAGGCCAUACGCUGAUCCACGGCCCGACGGCGGAGAAGCUGGCGAGGCAGUAUGGGCUCGAGAUGGUAGAUCCCAGUUACUUCUUUACGCAGAUGCGGUGGGAUCAACAUAUUCGGGCGUUGGAGAGGGAGAAGGAGCACAAGCAGGAUAUGCUCGGCGCUGCUAAUGGUGUUUUGACGGCGACUUGGAGCAAGGACGAGUAUCUCCCGCAGGGAACGGUCGGUGCGGUCGCGCUGGAUGAGGAAGGCGUGAUUUGUGUGGCGACUAGCACGGGCGGCAUGACGAAUAAGUUGACGGGCAGGAUUGGCGAUACGCCUGUUGUCGGGGCUGGGUUCUGGGCUGAGGAGUGGACGGAGGAGGGCGAUCCGACUUCUCCUCAUAAGAACGCGUCGCGGAAUCCUUUGUAUAGCCCGGGACCGGCGGUGGUUCUGUCGGAUGCGCUGAAGGGCCUGAUUGCUGAUUGUCUGCCUUCGCCCUUUCUGUAUACCCCUGCCCACCAACGCUCGUCUGGCGAGUUGAGCACCACUCGGUCGAUUGGCGUUUCUGGAACAGGCAAUGGUGAUUCGUUUUUUCGCACUGCUGCUGCGAGGACUGUGGGCGCCAUUGCUCGGUAUUCUGCCCUUCCUUCAACCGUGGCCCUGACCAAAGUUGCUGGGCCGUCUGGAGAGCUCCAGAAGAGCGCCGAGGAUCGAUGGGGCAAAACUGGCGAAGGCGAAGGUGGCAUUAUCGGACUCGAGUCGGUGGUCGUGCGGGACGCAAAUGGUAAUGUCGUCGAGACUCGGUCCGAGAUCCUUCAGGACUAUAACUGCGGUGGAAUGUUUCGGGCUUGGAUAGACGAGGAAGGUGUCGCAUAUGCUCGUAUCUUUCGCAAGGAUCAGGAUAUCCCAACUUCGUAUAUCGGCGAAGGUAAACCUGAAGAUCCGCGGGUUUGGAGUGGCGAAAAGAUCUAGUAGACUAGUUAGACUGGUUCCCUUUGUCUUGAACACGCUAGCCGGUAACACGUUAGCAAAGCGCAUGUUGUCUUCCAAAAAAAGAGAAAUA
Molecule: messenger RNA, 1757 nt
Organism: Neurospora tetraspora
Lineage: Eukaryota; Fungi; Ascomycota; Sordariomycetes; Sordariales; Sordariaceae
Product: putative 20S proteasome subunit alpha type 2
Exons: 1
Coding region: 206-1666 (486 amino acids)
Cellular component (GO): cytoplasm
Molecular function (GO): asparaginase activity; beta-aspartyl-peptidase activity
Source: RefSeq, a predicted model, not a curated record